GGACGGACGGACCAUGGCCACCGCGCUGAGAGUGUGUGUGCUCAUCUGCUGUGCCGCCAGCGUCCGAGGCGCAACCUGGUGGGGCAAUGGCACCGGCGGCCGACAGGGCUGGCGUCACAGGGUCCCACUGCAGUUGGCCCGGCGGAUUCAAGAGGGCGACCUGGUCUCGCUCCUCAGCACCGUGGGCAACCGCCACCCGGCCUUCACCACCUUCAUCGCACACGGCAGCAACAGCUCCCGGCCGGGGGGUGCUCUGCUGGGGGCGACGCACACCAACGCCGGCCAUGCGCCGCUGCACCGGGACCUGAAGGACGUGGCGUCCGAGCGACGGACGGUUAUCAGGGACGCCGUCUGUAAGCCGCGCAAGCAGCCGGUGCUGGUGCCACAUCCCGACGACCCGCUGGUGCUCUACACACCCUGCCUGCGUCAUGGUGCCGCGCUGCUCCGGCUGCUGCAGCCACGAGCUGCUCAAGUGCGUGCCCACCGAGGUCAAGACCAUCCGCAAAAAGGUUCUGGCCCUCCGAUUCUCUGGAGAGGAUCAAGUGUCUCUCGCCGAUCAAGAAUCCAGCGUCAAAAAGGUCAAAAUGGAGAAGCACGUCAAGUGUGAAUGCCAGUGUAAGGUGACGGCGGCCGACUGCACGGCCCGCCAGCGGUACGACGCGCCCAACUGCCGCUGCGUGUGCCCGAACGAGCAGCAGGCGUCCGGCUGUCCCGGCACCAAGAUCUGGUCCGAUGACGACUGCGCCUGCAAGUGCGCCCGCACCGAGGAGUGCUCCACCGGCCUGGCGUUCGACCCCGUCCAGUGCAGAUGUCUCCCCUCCUCCCCGCUGCGACGGCAGACGCUCCUCUUCCGGGCGGAGGCGCCGGCGCCUCGGCCGGCGUCCCAGAGGAGCGGUGCAGACCCGUACUACAGCCAGCGAGAACGGAGUUACGGCCAGCGUAGUGGAGGGGAGCCAAGCCAGAGGCAACGUUCCUACACAGAUUCGUACUACAACCAGCGUAGCAGGGGAGAUACGUACUACAACCCACGCAGCAGGGGAGACCCGAGCUACAGCCAGCGCAGCUCAGACAGCCCGAACUAUAGGCAGCGGAGCAAUGCAGAUUCCUACUACAGCCAGCGUAGCAGGGGAGAUCCGUACGACCGGACCCAGCGGAGAAAUUAUUCUGGAUAG
Molecule: messenger RNA, 1172 nt
Organism: Pollicipes pollicipes
Lineage: Eukaryota; Metazoa; Arthropoda; Thecostraca; Pollicipedomorpha; Pollicipedidae
Product: balbiani ring protein 3
Exons: 7
Coding region: 429-1172 (247 amino acids)
Cellular component (GO): membrane
Molecular function (GO): growth factor activity
Source: RefSeq, a predicted model, not a curated record